CCUCUUCAGCAGCAGUGAACAGUGCUCGAACUCACCACAUCUACCCAACACACCAGGGCUUCAGUUCUACACUAGAGAGAGUCGGUCGGUGGGAACCUUGACUAGUCACGUAUUCUCGUGGCCAUACAUUAGGGGACGUUACUAGUGACCUGCGCUCUGUGUUCUAGCCUGGAAGCCGUUCUUACUAGGACCCCCCUCGUUCUCACUGAGUGCGCGCCCCUGCGUCGACGUCAGGCGAUACUCGUCAAUACUGGUAGCCCCCUUAGGUCCAUAGCCAGUGCUGACACGCCGAAUUGGAAGAAUAUCGUAGCAAUGAAUUGCGCGGUCCAGUGGAUGGCGCUACUAGCGCUCCUCUUGACCAUUGGGUGUAUGGCCGCGGAAGCCAGUCAUGCCGCAAAACCCGCCCCGUCCUCCGAGCUUCCCGAGUCUCUCCCGACGAAUCGUCGCCUGCUGUCGCCGACGAGCCGUCGCCUGUUGUCGCCCAACGGCUUCAGCGACAGCGACAUGGCGGCGAUGCACGAUAGCAUGUGGCGCUGGCGCAACUCCAUGGACCGCUCCCGCCACAAGGGCGGAAUGAUGGGCGGAAGAGGCGGAAUGAUGGGCGGACGCGGCGGACGGGGCGGAGCCGGAAAAGAAGCCGCGGAGAGCGAAUCUUUCCCCGAUGCCGAUUGCGGCGGCGGCGGAGACGGGGGGAGUCAGGAGGCCCCACAUCUGGAGCUGAUUCGACGAAGCAUGCGAGCCGUUGGAUUGAUUGGCGGAUCAGGCGGAGAUGAGAGCGCCACAACCACGAGCGUCGGAAGCAGUGGCAUGAUGCGCUUCGGCGGAAGACGCGGGAUGGAUUUCCCACCCAUGCACAUGCACCAUGGCCGCAUGCACGUGCCUUUGGUGGGUAUGAGUAUGGGUAUGGGUAAUAUGCAUGGGCACCCGAUGCACUUCCGGGCGGAUGUCGAACCUCCCCGCGAUGUUCCUCUUCGGGAUCAUUCUCCCUGCGCGUUUUUCUCAUCCAUCUGCGACUUCUUCCGCCGUCUAUUUGGCGUGCCCUCUCCCGCAAUCGAGAUGCCUCCAAACGAGGACACUCCAGUGGGGUUUGCUGGGAACAGCGCGCAGUUUCCGCGGAGGAUGAUGCGCGGGAGAGCAGCGAUGGACGCGUCAUCGAUGAACACUUAUGACGCGUUAAAGAGCAGCCUCGCUAAUGGUCUUGUGCUCGAGAACGCUCAGGAGCAUGACAUGAACGACGUGCCUGGCAUGGGGGAAAUGAUGGGUGGGGAUGGUAUGAUGAUGGAAGGGGAUGAUAUGACGAUGCAGGGUGGCAGCAUGAUGAGUGAGAAUGAAAAUAUGAUGAUGAUGGAGGAUGGUAUGGGCGGGAUUCAGACGGAUGGCAAUGAGAUGCAGGACAUCAUGGAGGGUAUGAUGGGAGGAAACAGGAUGAUGUUGAGAGGUGGCAAUGCAUAGCUAAUUUCAUUCUCUGGGUGGUUGUAUCUUAUGGCUCUAGCUGGAUAUGACUUCAUAGUGAGU
Messenger RNA from Closterium sp. NIES-67, 1515 nucleotides. NCBI's taxonomy places the organism in Eukaryota, Viridiplantae, Streptophyta, Zygnematophyceae, Desmidiales, Closteriaceae. The record is from the annotation of a GenBank genome assembly.